GUGUUGGACAGCAGCUGAUUCUUUUUAUAUCUUUUCAAGAGCUACAAUACAUAAUUGUUAUAUAUUUUAGACCUGCACGAAAAUAUAGCUUCAUAUACCCCCGUCCGCCUGUAGUUAGGCUUUUUAUUCUCGGCAAAGUAUUCUCUCAGAUUGAAAGCUACAAUUGAUAAUACGUUGCACGAGCAAACAAUAAAUAUUAAUAUUUAACACAAGUAUGCACAUGGUUGUAUUUUGAAAUUUAGUUUUGCGCGCUUUUUGACUGGUUUUGGCGCGAAUUUGUCAUAGGCCAAGCAAAGCUCUUUGCGGAAAGUCGAAUAUAACAUUCAUUCAAAACAAAAAUGGUGAGCCCCUGUAAAAAUGCAGAAUCUCCGAGCAAAGAUUCAGCCGCCAUGCUGAAAAGGCGUAUGGACUGGAAUGCAAUGGACAUCUCGCCGACCAAGAGGUCAGAACCCAUGAAGGAGAAUCACCAGGAUAACCGGAUGACAGAACAGUCCAAAGAUGUUGCCAUCUGUGAGAACAUGGAUGAAAAGCAGUAUUUGCUAUUCAUAGACAGGAUUAUUAAGAAUGGAGAUAAGCGCGUCGAUCGUACUCGGGUGGGAACCUUGUCAAUAUUUGGCGGCCAAAUGCGCUUCGAUUUGCGUGACUCGUUUCCGCUGCUGACCACGAAGCGUGUAUUCUUUCGAGGCGUGGCCGAGGAACUGCUGUGGUUCAUUGCCGGCAAGACCGAUGCCAAGAUAUUGCAGGCAAAGAAAGUCCACAUAUGGGAUGCUAACAGCACGCGCGAGUUUCUGGACAACUGCGGCCACACCGAACGGGCUGUCGGGGAUCUGGGUCCGGUUUAUGGAUUCCAGUGGCGUCACUUUGGCGCCGAGUAUCGCACUUGCGAUGACGAUUACACCGGCCAGGGUAUUGACCAAUUACAACAAGUGAUACAUACGAUUCGAACUAAUCCCUCGGAUCGUCGCAUUAUUAUGUCCGCCUGGAAUCCGAUGGAUAUACCCAAAAUGGCGCUACCGCCGUGCCAUUGCCUAGUUCAGUUCUUUGUCUCGCAGUCCAAGGGCGAAUUGUCCUGCCAGCUAUAUCAGCGCAGUGCUGACAUGGGUCUCGGCGUUCCCUUCAACAUUGCCUCCUACGCUCUGCUCACCUAUUUAAUAGCCCAUGUGACGGGUCUGAAACCCGGCGAAUUCAUCCACACCAUAGGCGAUGCUCACGUUUAUCUCAACCAUAUAGAACCGCUGCAGCAGCAGAUAAAACGUAGCCCCAAGCCCUUUCCCAAGCUCAACAUUAAGCGCCAGGUUACAAAUAUUGAGGACUUUCGCUACGAAGAUCUUGAACUUGUUGGCUACAAUCCCGAUAAGACGAUUCCAAUGGAGAUGGCCGUUUGAAACGGAGCAUUUUAACAAUUUUUUCUCACUUGUAUUAGAAAUAAAGUUUGGUGUAUAUAUU
Molecule: messenger RNA, 1446 nt
Organism: Drosophila novamexicana
Lineage: Eukaryota; Metazoa; Arthropoda; Insecta; Diptera; Drosophilidae
Product: thymidylate synthase
Exons: 2
Coding region: 339-1385 (348 amino acids)
Biological process (GO): dTMP biosynthetic process
Cellular component (GO): cytosol; mitochondrion
Molecular function (GO): thymidylate synthase activity
Source: RefSeq, a predicted model, not a curated record